Penicillium taxi is the source of this 2121-nucleotide messenger RNA. Its product is annotated as origin recognition complex subunit 4. NCBI's taxonomy places the organism in Eukaryota, Fungi, Ascomycota, Eurotiomycetes, Eurotiales, Aspergillaceae. Gene Ontology annotation, molecular function: DNA replication origin binding; ATP hydrolysis activity. Gene Ontology annotation, cellular component: nuclear origin of replication recognition complex; nucleus. The record is from RefSeq and is a predicted model, not a curated record. Bases 1 to 2121 code for a protein of 706 amino acids. Gene Ontology annotation, biological process: DNA replication initiation; DNA replication. The transcript is spliced from 2 exons.
AUGAGCCCCCAUUUCUCAAAACGGAGACGUGUUUUCGAGGAGCCUACCAAAGAUGAAGAUGGAGACAUUGAAAUGGAAAACGGCGGGGAUAUCUACUCGAUAACAUCAUCUCCAGAAGCCCAACCCGAUUCCGAAGAUCAAGAUCAUAGUGGUCCUAAGGAAAAACCAUCGCGACGUCGAAUUGCGAAAGGAAUAAACACACUAGACCAGGACGACACAAACGAGGCCCGACGCGCGGAAGCCCAAGUUGCGAAGAAGCGGUCCAGUGUACGGCAGCGUAAAGCACCUAAAAGGUUUGAAGACGAGGUUCUAACUCCGAUGCUGAGUCGGAGAGCGGCUGCUACACCCCGAAAUACACGUGCAACGAGAACAGUGAAAACGCCCCAAGGGGAUUCUAUUGAAGGUGAUAUGGAAAUUGAUGAUCAGUCACCGCAACCCACGGCCUCAAUUGCAAGAACAAGAUCUAAGAGGAGCACCGUGAAACCUAGAUCAAGUAAUGUGCGCACUAAAGAAAAGGCUCAGGAUCAAUCGCCUUCGCCGGAGGAUGACGAUGGUCUCGAUGAACUUGUUGAUCUCCAGCUGCAGGAAACCCUUCAAAAGUAUCAAACGGGCGUGCAGGAGGAUGCUUUGAUUACAGAGCCACUCCCAGAAUACGUCGAAACCUUGCAAAAUAUUUGCAAUGGUGGCUUGCAGAAUGAAAUGCGCACUCUGUCAAACAUUGUUCUCCAAAAAUUGUCGGGGAAACGACAGAUCCCUCUCAAAGGCCUCGAGAACGAAUAUAAAAAAGUCAACCACUUGAUCGAGCAAACGGUCACAUUGGGAGAAGGUAACUCAAUGCUUCUUCUUGGUUCUCGGGGUAGCGGGAAAACGGCAAUGGUGGAAACGAUUAUCUCGUCAAUUUCAAAACAACAUGGCAGUGAAUUCCAUGUUGUCCGUUUGAACGGCUUCCUCCACACAGAUGACCGUUUGGCUCUACGGGAGAUGUGGCGUCAACUUGGUCGUGAGACCCAUACUGAAGAUGACGCUGCAAAGGUCAGUUCCUAUGCCGAUACGAUGGCAACUCUGUUGGCGCUGCUAUCCCACCCAGAGGAGUUGUUUGGGGCGUCUGGGAGUAAAGACUCGGUUGCAGCCAAGUCCAUCGUCAUUCUUCUGGAUGAAUUUGAUCUAUUUGUCACCCACCCGCGACAGACUUUAUUGUAUAAUCUUUUCGAUAUUGCUCAGUCACGGAAGGCUCCAAUCGCCGUGAUUGGACUCACCACCAAAGUUGAUGUCACUGAGAUGCUAGAGAAGCGUGUCAAGAGUCGUUUUAGUCACCGAUAUGAAUUUGUCCCACUUCCUAGAACUUUCGAGAUAUUCUCGGACAUUUGUAUGGCGAGCCUGGGUCUGGAGGAUGGCGAGGCUUUAGAGAUUGCAGAAUCAAUUGGCUAUGAGACUACUAUUUUGCAAACAAAUGGCUGGAAAACGCUGCUUCAAGGGUGGAACCUAUACCUAAAGCAUUUGUGGAAUGACAAAGAUUUCCAAUACUAUCUGAGGAAAAUCUUCAACCAGACCAAAUCUGUCAAGGAAUUUCUCACGAGUGCCUUAAUCCCCGUUGGCGAACUCUACCUCAGCAGCCAGGAAUCCGACACAGCGGCAUUCCAGAUUCCUACUCCAAAGAGCUUUGUCACCCAAACUCUCGCAUGCCCCGACCCAGCUCCGCUUCCGUUCUCAACAUCUAGCGGCUCAUCAUCCAGCCCCUCAUCACUACCACUGGCUCUGUUACUCGCAGCAACACGCCUCGCAGCUCUAUUCGACCCAGGCCACGAUGGCGUUCAGUCCCAGAGCCUAUCUCCCCUGGCACUUUCUUUCCCAGCCGCCUAUGCAGAGUAUGUGCGGCUUCUCACAUCCGCCAAGACAUCUGCUUCGGUGUCUGGUGCGGCUGCAACCCCCGGUCGUAUCUGGGGCCGAGACGUGGCAAGGGAAUCGUGGGAGAAGUUGGUGAUAUGGGGAUUGGUCACCCCAGUUGGUAGUGGAAAUGGUACUGCUGAUGGGCAAAUGUUCCGGGUGGAGAUGAGCUUCGAGGAAGUCGUUGAGAUGGCUGGCUCGAGUACUUCACUAGGACAGUGGUGGCGCGACAGUUGA